This is a messenger RNA of Anopheles moucheti, 1058 nucleotides long. RefSeq names its product tigger transposable element-derived protein 1-like. NCBI's taxonomy places the organism in Eukaryota, Metazoa, Arthropoda, Insecta, Diptera, Culicidae. The record is from RefSeq and is a predicted model, not a curated record. Gene Ontology annotation, cellular component: nucleus. The coding region runs from base 88 to 945 and encodes 285 amino acids. The transcript has a single exon. Gene Ontology annotation, molecular function: DNA binding.
CGCCCGUAUGGUUGUGUUUUUGUUUACCUCGAUUUUGAAGCCACCUCUAGACCGCUUGUGUUCGCGUACAUUUACAAAACUAUAACCAUGCGCCCGAAGAAAAGGUCGAUGUUAAUUGAAUUAAAGCGUGAAAUCAUAGAAAAGUAUGAACAAGGUGCGCGAGUGACUGACUUGGCCAGGAUGUACGGCCGUAGCACAUCAACGAUAUGUGCCGUACUGAAACGAAAGGAGUUGAUAAAGAAUAUGGCACCAGCUAAGGGCGUUAAAAUAAUGUCUAGGCUUCAUAGCGCACUUCAUAGCGAGAUGGAGAAACUGCUGAUGGCCUGGAUGGCAAGGGAGCAGCAGAAAGGAGAAAACUUAACGCAACCCACCAUAUGUGAUAAGGCCCGAGAAAUUUACGGUGAUUUGCUGAAACAGAACCUUCACCCAAACGAAGAACCAGAAGACAUAUUCAAGGCAAGUCGGGGCUGGUUUGUAAACUUUAGGAAAAGAUUCGGCAUUCAUCCCGUCGUCAGCGAUAGUGAGGCCCCAAAAUCGGAUGUGAAGUCGACGUUCCGAUGGCACACCUACAACGCACCGUUAUCCGAAAUGAUAGAAACCAAAGAAGAUAACCCACAUAAGGUCUGGCUGGAUAUCACUACGAGUAGCUUAGCCUCUGCAUGGAAUAAUCUGUGGCUGGAGGCAGAUGCUGAAACGGCCUUCGUAGCAUUGGAACCCGAGGUGUUAGUUACAGAGGAGCCAGAAAAAUCGAUGGAUCUGGAAGUGGAUGAGAGUCGUGUGAAAGUCGAACUCGUCGAGGAUCAGUUUCAAGACCCAACCGGGCAGAUAGACGAGCUGCAUUCGAAGCGGCAUGUGGUGAUUGAUAGAAAAAUUAGUCAGAAAGAAGAGUCAGAUACGGGAGAGGAUUUCGCCUCAACAGAAAUAAAGGAGAUCUUGGGAAUGUAAAGGACAGUAGCAGCGUUUGUAGAAAGAAACCAUCUCGAAAUUGUUGUAUCUGAUAGUGCAUUGGAUAGUUCUUUAUAACAAUUUCAAGACGAAAAGGAACAUUCUGUACUGAU